Solea solea (common sole) is the source of this 3392-nucleotide messenger RNA. RefSeq names its product nuclear cap binding subunit 3 (gene ncbp3). Gene Ontology annotation, cellular component: cytosol; nucleus. Bases 56 to 2107 code for a protein of 683 amino acids. NCBI's taxonomy places the organism in Eukaryota, Metazoa, Chordata, Actinopteri, Pleuronectiformes, Soleidae. The record is from RefSeq and is a predicted model, not a curated record. The transcript has 13 exons. Gene Ontology annotation, molecular function: mRNA binding; RNA 7-methylguanosine cap binding.
GGCAGGGAACUGUUGCCGGGUCAAAGCGGCAGCAGCAGCCGUUGUUCGCAGCACUAUGGCGGCAGUGCGCAGCUUACGGGUGUCGGUGAAAUCAGACAGCGGCUCGGACCGCUCUGAUUCGGGCUCCGACUCCGAGUCGGAGCGGGAUACCCGCGAGGCCGAGCCGAUGGAGGUGGAGGAGGGGGAGCUGGAGGCCGACGACGACGUCUCCGUGAACCGCUCUUUGAAGGAGCUGCUGCCGGACACAAGUCGCAGGUAUGAAAACAAAGCUGGAGCCUUCAUCACGGGCAUCGACGUCACCUCCAAGGAGGCGAUCGAGAGGAAAGAGAAGCGAGCGAGACGUUUCCAUUUCUGUGGUGAGGAGGAGAGUGUCGUCCAGAGGAACGUGUUCCUCCACAAAGACACCAUGAAGAAAGCGAUCCCCAGACUCCGCCUGGAGGCCAUUUAUGUGACGGGCGUGGACGACAUGAGCACGCAGGACAUCUUUGGAUACUUUAAGAAUUAUCCUCCAGCGCACAUCGAGUGGAUCGACGACACGUCCUGUAACGUGGUGUGGUUAGACGACGACACCUCUGUCCGAGCGCUCAUCAACAGCAGCCGGAUGCCCGACCCGGACACCGUCACCACGGAGACGGAGAGCAGCGGUGAGCCGGGCGAGGAGAGCAAAGGUCAGGGAGGUCAAGGGUCAGACGAUGAAGACUGCGAAGAGGAGGGUGAGGUGGAUGAGGACGUGGAGGAGACGACGAUGACGACGAAGAAGAGCAGCGAAGAGAAGGACAGCAACGGAGAGGUGGAGCAGAAGACGACGACGACGGAGGGCGAACAGGUGGAUGAUCUGUCUCGAGUAGAGAGAGAGUCUCUGCUGAGGAACGACCUGCGGCCGGUGAUCAAACCUUUCAGGGGAAACAAACUUCUGCUGCGCUUCGCCACACACGAUGAUAAGAAAGAACUCGGCGCCGCUCGGCGCAGCAGAUACUACAUGAAGUACGGGAACCCAAACUAUGGAGGAAUGAAAGGAAUCCUGAGCAACUCCUGGAAGAGACGUUUCCACAACCGUCGGAUCCAGCGAGACGUCAUCAAGACCAAAAAACCUCUGAUUGGAGACAGUCUGGGACACACGCCACCGUACACGCACCGACACUCAGCUGACCUGGUUAAUCUGCCUGAAGAACCCAUCAAAGAGGAAGAGGAGGAAGAGGAGGAGGACGGGGACGAGGACGAGGACAUGGACUCGGACGACAGAGUGGUAGAGUACAAAGAGCGUGGCGAAAAGGGCGUGCGCCUGAUGGGGGCGGGGCUUCGCACCCGGGCGGAGCGCUCUCCGUCACCGUGGUCGGAGUCGGACGAGAUGGAUUAUGACCUGGAGCUGAAGAUGAUCUCCACGCCGUCGCCCAAGAAGAGCAAGAAGAUGACGAUGUACGCCGACGAGCUCGACACACAGCUCAAGGGCAUCAGGAACCGUCUCGGAGGUUCAGGAUCUCAGACCAAGACCAAAUCACCGUCCCCGCCCAAAGUGACCGACGUCCGGCAGCUGCUGGAGGAGAAGAGACAGGGACACGGACAGCGCUCCCCGGUGUCCAGCAGUGGGAAGACAGAUGUUCGGCAGCGGCUCGGAAAAAGGCAGCGCUCGCCCUCCCCCGACUCCCCCAGGGACACGCCCCCAGCCAGAGAACCAGUCAGGGACAUUCACCGCAGACUGGGCGUGGCCAAUCAAGACAACAGGGGCGUGUUCUCAACCAACGCGUCCAAGGAGAGGAAGACGAGUGGACUGUGGAGCAGACUCGGCUCGGCCGAAGACGACAGCGGUGGAGGUGGCGCCGGACGCCAGAGCCGCCGACCCUCCUCCUCCUCAGCGACAUCGUCGGGGCGGGCCAACGAUGGCGGCGGGAAACGACGAGGUGACGGAGACGCGGAGGGAGGAGAGGAGGAGGCGCCGCCACCGGCGGCAGAGGAGGAGGACGACUCGACGCUUCAGAAGAUGUGGGGCGCCAUGAUCAAACAGAAGCAGGAGCGCGUCACGCACAAGUCGAAGAAAAGUCGACUGGACAACCUGCCGUCGCUGCAGAUCGAGAUCAGCCGCGACAGCAGCGACGACUCGGACGCAUGAGUGCGAGCAAGACUGCUGAGGCCGGGGCGGGGACCGAGAGAUGGAACACGGGGACGUCUGUCAUGGGAACAGUUUGUUGUUUUUGGUUUGAAUUCAACAGGAAGUCUGAUUCAAACUAAACUGAUCGUGUCUGACGUUGAUGGACGAUCGUCGGCCUCACGAUGUGUUCACGCUGAAUUGGAAGCUUCUUCUUCUUCUUCUUCUUCUUCUUCUUCUUCUUCUUUUUCUUUUUUUUUCGUGCUCUGUGGCAUUGCUGUGGUCGUUGGAUCAGUUGUGUUCUGCACUGAACCGAACCGUUCUGAUACACUGAAGCAAGCGAGGGGAACUUUGUGUCUGUGUAAAACCACCGUCAGCCGACCUCACGGUCACAUUUUCACUCUCCUUAUGUCUUCACGUCCGGGUUAAACGUCACGACUUAUUCCAGUGUCUGAAGACUCAAACUCCUGAGACGUCCAUCUGCGAGUUCUUGGUAAGCGAUUCCUGCCUUGUUCUCCCCUAUGCCCUGAGCAUUUAAGCAAACGGGUUUUUACAUUUACGGUGUCCUCGUCCUCCCUGUGGACACUGAUGGAAUAACAGGGACAGACGAGCAGAGACUUGAAGGGAAAUGUCCAAUCAUGUCCAUCGUUUUUGGUUUUUAUAUGGAUCAGUAUCGCAGAUGAUUAAAGGACCAGUGUGGAGGAUCUUAGUGGUGACCCCCAAAUGUUUGGUUUGUCCUUUUAAAGCUUUUUUUUUUCAUAGACUCCUAGCAUCCAACAUGGCCGCCUCUGGACGUCCUGCCGCUCAUGUCCACACAGACUCUGCAGAGAAUCCUUCACACUGGAGCUUUAAUGUAUGAGAAGCAGGUGUGUGGGUGCAAGUGGACUGAGCAGCUCGAGUGAAACAGGAUUAAAUUGUCUCAUCAGUGUUUUAGGGCCCAGGCUCACGGUUGUUUCACCUGUCGACCGUUUUCUCGAUUGUUUGGUCCAUAAAAUGUCCGAUCAGUGAUUGUCAAACCUGGAGAUGAUGAUGUUCUCAAAUGUCUUUGUUUCACAUUCAGUUUGAAUCAUUUCUUUGUUUAUUUGGAGCAAAGAAACCAGAAGCUGAAAAAAAUGACUCUAUAUAUAUAUAUAUAUAUAUAUAUAUAUAUAUAUAUAUAUAUAGGGUUAAAAUAACACUCACACUGAUUAAUCCAUGGUCAGAAUAGUUGGUCGUAGUCGAUUAAUCGUUGCAGCCCGACAGUGUUGUCGUCCUUCACAUCAGACUAAACUGAGACGUCACCAUAAAAUAAAGACUCCUCUCUUUUCUA